AUGAGCAGACUUGGAAAUUAAAGUGUGGAGAAAGAAGUUGAGGACUAAUUUCCUAAUCUUGAUGAGCCUUUGAUAUAAAAGAUAUCACAUAAUGUUUAAGAUAUUAAUGAGAAGAUUAUCUCAAAUGAAAAAUGGAUUUUAUAUAUUAAGAAAUAAAAGUAUAUGCAAGCUGAAGUGCAAUUUUUAAAGAAUUUUUGCGAGGCUUUCUAAAUUGAUUUAUAAACCAAAUAUGUGAAUUGUGAUAGCUUUUCUAACAUUUAAAUUCCUUGCUUGAAAAUAAAAAAUUACUUGAUAGAAAAGAAUAAUUUCAAUGACUUAAUAUACUAGGGGUUUUGUCAAGCAAAAAACAUUCAAGAUAUCAAUACUAGAAAAUAUUAUGAAUAUAUCGUUUGUCUGAUCGAAAAAAUAAAUAUGGCUGCUGAAUAUGAGAUGUGGUAUGAUGAAUCAACAGAUUACUCCUACAGAAGCAAAUAUAUUUAAAUCACUCAGCCUCUUGAGACUCUUUAGAAUAUAUUUAAUUACAAGCUUGAAAAGGAUGCAUACAAAUAUUUUGAUAUUAAAAAUUAGGCUGAUAUGAUUGAUAGAGUUAAGCCUCUGCUUGCUGAUUUGGAAUAAAGUAUUCAUAAUGUGAAAUAUUUUAAAUAUUAAGUUGACAAUAGUGUUGGAUUUUGCGAUAUAAUUGUUUUUUCUUAUCUCUAAGCUUUCUUUAACAAUAUACCCCAGUCUAAGCUAGUAAAAGAACUAGAUUAACUGACAAAUGUAUAGAAAUUCUAUUUAGCAUUCACAAAUAUUAAAAAAUCUUUUCCUAUUGAGGAUUUAAAGGCAAGCAGCUAAUAAAAUUGCAAUUAAUUAGAGUAAAAAAGGGAAAACAAGUAGCAAAAAGAAGGGGUAGCUGAAAAAUCCUAAGCUGUAGGAGGUAUUGCACCCAAGUCGUAUAAAUAAAAGGUGGUUUCAUACUGCGUUGUAGGAGCAUUCACCUUAAUAUAUUUAAUAGGAAAAUAAUGA
Messenger RNA from Tetrahymena thermophila SB210, 1005 nucleotides. RefSeq lists its product as hypothetical. The record is from RefSeq and is a predicted model, not a curated record. NCBI's taxonomy places the organism in Eukaryota, Ciliophora, Oligohymenophorea, Hymenostomatida, Tetrahymenidae. The transcript has 8 exons.